This is a messenger RNA of Orycteropus afer afer, 843 nucleotides long. RefSeq names its product CD80 molecule (gene CD80). Gene Ontology annotation, cellular component: external side of plasma membrane. Gene Ontology annotation, molecular function: coreceptor activity. The transcript is spliced from 5 exons. Bases 1 to 843 code for a protein of 280 amino acids. Gene Ontology annotation, biological process: immune response; cellular response to lipopolysaccharide; negative regulation of T cell proliferation. NCBI's taxonomy places the organism in Eukaryota, Metazoa, Chordata, Mammalia, Tubulidentata, Orycteropodidae. The record is from RefSeq and is a predicted model, not a curated record.
AUGGCUCACACACUGAUGUGGGGAACACUGCCACCCCAUUGGCCACACUUCAAGCUCUUUCACCUCUUAGUGUUGGCUGGUCUUUUUCACUUCUGUUCAGGUGACAGCCAGGUGACCAAAGCAGUGAAAGAAAUGGCAGUACUCUCCUGUGAGUACAACAUUCCCACUGAUCAACUUACAAAUUUUCGGAUCUACUGGCAAAAGAAAAAUGAAAUGGUGCUGGCUAUCAUGUCAGGGAAAGUAUCAGUGUGGCCAGAGUAUGCAAACCGAACCAUUGCAGACAUUACCAACAACCUCUCCAUUGUCAUCCUGGCCCUGCGCCUGUCAGACAAGGGCAUAUACACCUGUGUUGUCCAGAAGACUGAUAAUGGAUUUUACAAAAAGGAACACCUAGCUUUGGUGACGCUAUCGAUCAGAGUAGACUUCCAUGAUCCUAUUAUAACUGACUUGGGAAACCCAUCUGUUGACAUUAAGAAGAUACUUUGUACAUCCUCUGGAGGUUUUCCAGAGCCUCGUCUCUCCUGGCUAGAAAAUGGAAAAGAAUUAAAUGCAAUCAACCUUACAGUUUCCCAAGAUUCUGAAACAGAACUCUACACUAUUAGCAGUGAACUCCAUUUCAAUCUUACAAGAAACCAUACAUUUAUUUGUCUUAUCAAGUAUGGAGACAAACAAGUAUCACAGACCUUCUCCUGGAUAAUUCCUAAGCCUCUUCCUACUGAUAAUCAGUUCCCACUCUGGGCCAUUAUCCUCAUCACAAUAAUUGGGAUUUUUGGGAUCAUUGUAUCAGUCAUAUGCUGCUGGAGCUGCAACUGUCUGCUGGGCAUCACUGUCAAGUCAAGUUAG